AUGAAGGCCAUCAUCCCCAUCCUCACGGCGCUCGUCGCCCUGAGCGAUUUCACCUCUGCCCAUUACCGCUUCACGAGCCUCGUCGUCGGGGGCGUCAACACGGGCGAAUACACCUACGUCCGGCGCAACACAAACUACAACAGCCCAGUCACAGACGUCCUCAGCAGAGACAUUGUCUGCAACGCCGGCGGUCUGUCCUCCGGUCCCGCAACCCAGACCGCCACCGUCGCCGCCGGUUCAACCGUCGGUUUCGCAAUGGACCAAGCAAUCUACCACGACGGGCCCGUCAUCGUCUGGCUCUCCCCCGCCGGAGCGUCCAGCAACGUCACAGCCUACGACGGCAGCGGUCCCUGGGCCAAGAUCUGGGAGCUGGGCGCGCAGACGGGCAACGGCCAGAUCAAGUUCCCCGCCGCGAACCAGGCCGCCUUCAACUUUGCGAUUCCGGCAUGUACACCCCCGGGAGAGUACCUCCUCCGCAUCGAGCAGAUUGGACUGCACUCCGCCAGCGCCAAGGCCGGAGCCCAAUUCUACAUUUCGUGCGCCCAGAUCAAGGUGACGGGAGCAGGGAGCGGCGGUUCGUUCUCGCCCACUGUUAGAUUUCCGGGUGCGUACACUGGCAACGAGCCUGGUAUUUUGAUCAAUAUCUACUACCCUGUGCCAACGACGUACACCGUUCCGGGAGGUCCUGUGGCAAAGUGUUGA
Molecule: messenger RNA, 702 nt
Organism: Colletotrichum orchidophilum
Lineage: Eukaryota; Fungi; Ascomycota; Sordariomycetes; Glomerellales; Glomerellaceae
Product: cellulose-growth-specific protein
Exons: 6
Coding region: 1-702 (233 amino acids)
Source: RefSeq, a predicted model, not a curated record